UCUGCAAAUUUCGAUUUCAUCAAAAGGACGUUCAGUCCGCGAACAAAACCCUAAUUCCACCAAAUCCUCGCACUUCUCAUUCCCUCGCUAAUGCGAUUCGUUCGCCACCUUGCAUGAGCGUUCUGCAUUCGCCAUUUUGAAGAGAGAAAAACAAUGGCGGAGGAGAAGAGGUUCCGCGUAGGCUACGCGUUGGCGCCGAAGAAGCAAAACAGCUUCAUCAGAGAUUCGCUGGUGAGUCUCGCGAGAUCUCGCGGGAUUGACCUGGUUCGGGUCGACCCGGACCUGCUACUGGCGGAUCAAGGUCCCUUCGAUUGCGUCCUCCACAAACUCUACGGCGACGAUUGGAAGCGGCAAUUGAACGAGUUUACGGAGAAGUACCCGAAUGCCGUGGUCCUUGACUCGCCGGAAUCUAUCGAGAGGCUCCACAACCGGAUUUCCAUGCUGCAAGUGGUGUCGGAGCUGAAAAUCGAGGACGGGAAUGAGACCUUUGGGAUUCCGAACCAAAUUGUGAUAUACGACACGGAAACGCUGUUCGAUCGCCGGAGUUGGGAGACGCUGAAGUUUCCGGUGAUUGCGAAGCCGUUGGUGGCCGACGGCAGCGCCAAGUCGCACAAAAUGGCGCUUGUUUUCAACCACGACGGUUUGAACGAGCUGAAGCCGCCGAUAGUGCUGCAAGAAUUUGUGAACCACGGUGGCGUCAUCUUUAAGGUGUACGUGGUUGGAGAGCACGUGAAGUGCGUGAAGAGGAAAUCCUUGCCGGAUGUUGAGGAGGACGAGUUGGUGGGGGUUUCGGAGGACUUGUUGUCGUUUUCACAGGUGUCGAAUUUGGCGACUGAUGAGAGAAUUGAUGAUAAGUAUUACAAGAUGAUGCAUUUGGAUGAUGCUGAGAUGCCUCCCUUGAGUUUCCUUACUCAAAUAGCUCGGGGUUUGAGGCGUGUGUUGAAGCUGAAUCUGUUUAACUUUGAUGUUAUUCGAGAUUCUAGGCGUGGAAAUCGAUACCUUAUCAUUGAUAUCAAUUACUUUCCUGGUUAUGCUAAAAUGCCAGGUUAUGAGACUGUUUUGACAGACUUUUUCUGUGAUGUGUUGUGCGAGAAAGAACAAGGGGGUGAGGAGUGUUCUGAGAAUGCUGAUCGUAUGAUGGUGCAAGAUUAUGAUAAAGAUACAAGAAAGAUUCUGAGCAAUACUUGUUGUGGUGAUGGGGAGGAGGGUAACCUACAAGUUUUGCCUUUUGGCAUGGAAGAGAAAGAAAGUUCUGUUCAAGUAUGAAAAUUUUGUGUUCUAAUAAUGUGUAUCUCAUUCUAUUACAUUAUCAUUAGUUGGUGCUUUUUAGGGUAACCAGAAUUUGCUCAAUGGACCCGUUAGCCAAUUAGUGGGUAGGGAUGAGUUGCACAUUCUAUUUAGGUAGCAGUUGAGACAGUGCUGAAAUUAGUAGGUUGUUUGUGACUAGUUUAACCUCUUAACAUGUAUAUUCCUUAUACCAUUGCUUUUGGAGAUAGGUGCUUCUCAGAUACCCUGAAGGUUU
Abrus precatorius (Indian licorice) is the source of this 1522-nucleotide messenger RNA. RefSeq names its product inositol-tetrakisphosphate 1-kinase 1-like. NCBI's taxonomy places the organism in Eukaryota, Viridiplantae, Streptophyta, Magnoliopsida, Fabales, Fabaceae. Gene Ontology annotation, biological process: inositol trisphosphate metabolic process. Gene Ontology annotation, cellular component: cytoplasm. The record is from RefSeq and is a predicted model, not a curated record. Gene Ontology annotation, molecular function: inositol-1,3,4-trisphosphate 5-kinase activity; inositol-1,3,4-trisphosphate 6-kinase activity; ATP binding.